CUCCAUUCCAUAGAGGGAAUCACCGGUGUCAAGAGAUUAUUAAGCAACGUGAUGCCUUAGCUUUCAAAGGCAGAGCAGAGUCGAAUAUAGAUCCCUACAUUUCACCAGCACGUGUUGGUGCUCGGUAUCCAUUGUUCAUGGUCACGGAAGGAGACGAACAACCGCCGUCAUUCGAUGAGGGGUCGACAUCAAUCAACUACCAGCUAGUUCUACAGAACGUAGCCAAUCAGGCUCUGAUUGGCUACCAAAUUUGGACCGGAGGGACUGGAUUCAGAUUGCUUUCCGACCAAGCACAUUUUGGCCCGGGAGCAAUCAUCUUUGGCGUUGCCGGUUUGAUUCCUUUGCUUCAGCUAUCGCGAGCUAUCGAAACAUCCGAAUCGCCAUUUGUUUCCGGCUUAAAUUUGUCUACCAAUAUGGCUGUUUUGCGAAUAUUUGGACCGAGGAAAAAACCAAUAAUGGCGUUUUUGGUCUCCCUCUUGCUCGCGACAUCGACCGGAAUUGUUGAGGAAACCGUAUUUCGUGGGCAAGGUGGGUUUUCCUGGUGAAAGAAAACACAUAUUUUUCUGAUUUGGCACUAUCACUCACUAUUAAUAUAUAUCUGUUGCUCAAAUCUAUAGCUCUUCCAGGAUUUGCAAAUGCCUACGGCAAUGGCGACAUUUUUACUGGAGCAUUACUUUCGACUUUGCUGUUUGCAGUACUUCAUACGAACCCUCUUGGUUUUUUCAAGGGCAAAGAUUCAUUCAUCGAUAAUUUCUCACUGUUGAUUUUGCAAAUCAUUAACGGAGGAACGUUUUGUACUUUGUAUCUUUUAACAGGGAAUUUAGCCGUGCCAAUCAUAACGCACGCACUUUAUGAUUUCUACACGUUCUACAAGACCCAUCUUGUUGACGUAGCUGGCCAAAUGACUUACGCAGAAGAAGAGGCACUAAUGCCAAUUUGCUCCUCGAAUGGAGUGGAAGACAAAUGGAUCCAGAAACGUGGUGAAGAUUGGUUGAAGGAUGCAAAGCAGUCCUUCUAUCUCAUGGACACGAACCGUGAUGGAGAACUGUCGCGAAAGGAAUUGCGUAUAGCACUUUAUUCGUAUGGAAUAACUCUUUCCAAAAUUCAAAGCGAAGAAGUUGAGCAAGCUGCAGACAUCGAUCAAAGUGGAACUAUUGAUUUUGAUGAAUAUUUGGAAUUCAUUGGACCUACUGGUAGUAGAUACAAGGCAAUCCGAAAUACUCUUCUUUGAGAAAGGUACCCACACCUUCUAAUGGAAGGAAGCGUUGUGAAAACAUAUCCAGACAUGAUCCUGCAAUCUUAAUUUGGAGAAUGCUUGUCCAAUCAAAAUGUUAAACGACU
Molecule: messenger RNA, 1341 nt
Organism: Pseudo-nitzschia multistriata
Lineage: Eukaryota; Bacillariophyta; Bacillariophyceae; Bacillariales; Bacillariaceae
Source: the annotation of a GenBank genome assembly